Molecule: messenger RNA, 3347 nt
Organism: Drosophila busckii
Lineage: Eukaryota; Metazoa; Arthropoda; Insecta; Diptera; Drosophilidae
Gene: Cdc27
Product: cell division cycle protein 27 homolog
Exons: 3
Coding region: 66-2690 (874 amino acids)
Biological process (GO): cell division
Molecular function (GO): protein binding
Source: RefSeq, a predicted model, not a curated record
GCCCAAGUAAAAAGCUUAAGGCGUCGGAGCGGAAUUUGCAACAAAAGAUACAUUAGAUCAUAAAAAUGAUGAUACAAGAGCCUGUUCAGGCCGCCAUAUGGCACUGUCUUAACCAUUAUGACCAUAAAGAUGCUGUCUUUCUGGCGGAGCGUCUCUGCUCUGAAGUGGAAAGCGAUGAAACAAUAUUUUUGCUGGCCACCAGCUAUUAUCGAUCAAAUCAACUGCAUCAAGCCUUUUGGCUGCUCACAAAUAAAUUACGACGCUCAGCGCAGUGUCGAUAUCUGCAGGCUAAGUGUGCCUAUGAACUGAAAAAGUACGCGGAGGCGGAAAGUGCGCUCGUACCCAGUGGCUUUGCGGACACAAAGAACUUUGAUGAAGUGCAGCGCGAGUUUGGUGAUCUGGCCUGCUUUGCGUAUCAGUUAAUAGCACAAAUUUGUGAUCGUACCGAACGUCAAAAGCUGGGGAUUACUGCGUUACGACGCGCCCUGAAGCUAAAUCCGUUUAUGUGGCAGGCGUUUGCCGACCUGUGCCUGCUGGGUCAGGACACGGAUACGGCAGCAAUAUUCCAAAUACCUAGCACUGAUGUGUUCAACACUUGUCUGGGCAGCAAUGCCAUGCUGCCCUUCAGCGAACAGCAUCUACAGCAGCAACAGCAGGAGACGCUGCUGCUAAGCAAUCAUAUACUAAGCACACCCGUGGAACAGCAGCAGAGCAAUAACAACAUGGUUACACCACAGAAUUUCUUUACGCCCAACAACAACAUAACAAACAAUAACAUCAACAAUAAUAACAACCUUAAUAGCAGCAUCAGUUUGCUGAGAGGUGGUGGCACCGUACAGAAUUCCAGUAUGAUGCUGCUGGAAGAUACGCCCAUGGGCAAUGCCAAUGGCCCGGAGCAGUCGACGCAGCAGCAGCAGCAGCAGCUUUACGACGCCAAUGGCACUCCAUUUCGCAAGCAAUUUAAAUAUCUUUCCGCCAUAUCGCCGCUGACGCCCAGCUUUGGUGUGAUGCCGUUGACAAGUCCCUGCGACCCGAAUCUCAGCUUGUCCACAUACUCGCCCACGCCACAACUGCUGGCUGAAGUGAAUCAGGAGCCCAAGAUCAUAAGCAAGAAGCUCAAGACGCAUGUCGGGAGCCUCAUUAAUCGCCAGGAGAAGAGCAAGCCUGCUGUAUUUACGCAAGCUGGCAACAUAACGCCGCGUACGCCCAACAAUCUGGUUACCAAUGCGCCUCCCAAUGCCAAUGCAGCAGUGCGUCGAAGUUCGCGGCUCUUUAGCAAUAGCGCCUACUCUGUUAAGGAAAAUAACAAGUCGUCAAACAUUACCAACAAUAAUAAUAACAAUAACAACAACAAUAAGUUUGUGCAACCACGCUCGCCUCCACGCAAAACCAAAUCCUCACGCAUGCCCAAAAUCUGCCUGAGCAACGAGCUUUUCGAAGAGAAAGCGCAUCAGCAGGCGCGCAAGGAUAAAGAGAAAAUUGAGACUAUAACCUCGUCAUCGAAUCGUGCUGCGGAGGAGGCCAAGGUGCUGCUAAACAAUAGUUUAAACAAUGCCCAGACCAUGGCACAUCAGUUGCUGCAGCUGAAGAAGCAAUCGGCGGACGGACUAAUGGCGCUGCUGCGCGAUCUUGGCGAGGCCUAUAAACUGCUGAUGGGCUAUCAGUGUCGAGCGGCAAUCAAGCAGCUGGAGACGAUCAUACCAAAGCAUCACUUUGACUCCUGUUGGGUGCAAUCUCUCAUUGGACUCAGCCACUAUGAGCUCCGCGAUUAUGACAGUGCCGUGCAAGUGUUUAGGCACAUACACGAGUCUGAACCUUGUCGACUGGACUACAUGGAGAUCUAUUCUACAUCUUUGUGGCAUCUGCAACAGGAGGUUGCGCUCUCGGCGCUGGCGCAGGACCUUGUGAGUCAGGACAAGCGUAGUCCGAUCACUUGGUGCGUGGCGGGAAAUUGCUUCUCGCUGCACAAGGAGCAUGAAACCGCCAUCAAGUUCUUUAAGCGUGCCGUGCAAGUGGAUCCAGACUUUGUCUACAGCUAUACGUUGCUGGGACAUGAGCUCGUGCUCACCGAGGAGUUUGACAAGGCCAUGGACUACUUCCGAGCGGCGGUGGCGCGUGAUCCUAGGCACUACAAUUCCUGGUUUGGCAUUGGCACCAUAUAUUCCAAGCAAGAGAAGUAUGAGCUGGCCGAGUUGCACUACGUCAAGGCAUUGAAGAUUAAUCCGCAGAAUUCAGUCAUAUUGGUGCAUAUUGGCGCCAUGCAAUUCUUUAUGAAGAAGAAGGAGAAGGCACUGCAGACUUUUAACACCGCAGCUACCUUGGAUCCCAAUCCGCUGGCGCGUUUCCAUCGCGCCUCAAUACAUUUCUCGCUGGGCAAGUAUCAGGAGGCGUUACGUGAGCUCGAAGAGCUGAAGGAGAUUGUGCCGAAGGAGUCUGUGGUAUUUUAUCUGAUUGGUAAAAUACACAAAACGCUUGGCAACAUGGACUUGGCACUUAUGCACUUUAGCUGGGCAACCGAUCUGGACCCCAAAGGCGUGCCUAAUCAAAUCAAAGAUGUCUUCAAUACUAUGGGCAAUCCCUGUUGUACAGCCAGCGAUACUGCGCUCGAUGUGGACUUCGAUCCAACUUCUGAACGCUCAGAUGACUCCACGCAGGCGCAGCAAGAUGUUAACUAUGACAGCGACUACUAGAGCCACUUCUCUCGCUCCAAAUACCCUCAAGUCUGAGCGCUUGUACAUAAUUCGCAUACUAUAUAUAUACACACACACACACACACAAACAACUACACUAAUAUGGGCUUAAAAAACGACAAUUAUAUGAAGUAUAUUAAAGUCUAGAUAACGGUUAGAAUUAGUUUAUUUAAAAACAAAAACAAAACAAAAAUAGAUAACAAUCGUAAGAGCGAAGCACAGCAGCUCCAAAAGUUCUUUCUGGCUGACUCACAAUACACCCAAAAAUAACAAACACACAUAAAACUAAUAUAAAGUUAAUCGGCUAAUUUUUAUUGAUAUGACAGUUCUUAAAAUCUAGCUAUAGUCAAGUCUAUUGAAAUUAAUGGCAAUCGAAAUUCAUAGUUUCAUUAAUACAGUAGACUCUGGAUAUCAGUACUAAAAGUUUUAUAUCUAUUCUAAAAUAGAUAAAAUGAAAAUAUUCAUAAAUAUAGAUGACACCUGCGAUUGUCUAUUGUAUUGGUGAAUCUAAUGCUAAGCAAGAAAUGGAAAUAUUUUAAGAGUUUCCACAAAUUGGCAAUAUUUGGGUGAUAUGUUUGCUAGAUGAAAUUAUUUAAAGCUGUAAAUAAUUUGCAAUGCUUAAGGACGAAAUUAUGUCAAAUAUUUAACUAGUGAACG